Molecule: messenger RNA, 5118 nt
Organism: Loxodonta africana (African savanna elephant)
Lineage: Eukaryota; Metazoa; Chordata; Mammalia; Proboscidea; Elephantidae
Gene: NWD1
Product: NACHT and WD repeat domain containing 1
Exons: 18
Coding region: 66-4760 (1564 amino acids)
Molecular function (GO): protein binding
Source: RefSeq, a predicted model, not a curated record
AGCCACAGGCAGGGACUAGUUCUGGGCUCUUCCAGCUAACAGCCUUGGUGCUAUUCCUUACAGAUAUGGACACAGAGAGGGAAGCCCUGCAAAAGUCAGCCUACCCCGAAGUGCAAACCUUCUGCCAGAAGCACGGCCUGAUGUUCGAGGUUGUUGAUCUGAGGUGGGGUGUUCGGAACACUGAGGCCACUGACCACCUGACCACAGAACUGUGUUUGGAGGAGAUUGACCGGUGUCAGAAAACAUCGAUUGGGCCAACAUUUGUGGCCCUCGUAGGUGACCAGUACGGGCCCUGCGUGGUGCCCCCACUGAUCGAGGAGAAGGAGUGGGAGGCGCUGAGGGCACAGCUGAAGACCAGGCCACGCGACUUGGAGCUGGUGGCGCGCCGCUUCCGGAAGGACGAGAACGCUGUCCCUCCUGCCUACAUGCUGCAGGCUGCAGGUGCUGGGGAGUCCCGUGGACCCGAGGAGGUCACCCUGACCUCUGUCCUGCAUGCCGGGGCCCAGGAAGCCCGGAGGCUGGGACUCAUCACCCAGGAGCAGUGGUACCGCUACCAUCGAUCAGUCAUUGAGUGGGAGAUCGAGCGCGGCCUGCUGAGCUCAGAGGACGGGGACCAGGGUGCCACCGUCUUCCUGCGUGAGAUCCAGGACCUCAACAAACACAUCCUGGAUGAUUGUGCCCUGCGCCUGGUGGACCGGCUCCCAGAUGGCUGCCUGGACACAGAUGCCCAGAACCUUCUCAGCAGCCUCAAGGGGCGCAUUGCUGAAGAGCACCCUGGUGCCCUCAAGACCCACCAUCUGCCGUGGAGCCGCGACCUGGUGAACCCCAAGAACAAGGCCCAUGCCAGGUACCUGAAGGAGCUAGGGGAGCAGUUUGUGGCCAGGGCCAACCACCAGGUCCUGGAGUGUCUCCGUGAGCUGCAGGCAGCCACACAGGACCUGGCCUGGCUGUACGAGGACAUUCGCCACCACCUAGGCCAGAGUGCUGAGGCUGCGCGCACCUUCUGUGGCCACCGCGAGCUCCUGGCCCAGCUCGGGCAGAGGCUCCGGCAGAGCCACAGCACACCCCACAGCCCCCAGGUGAUCUACGGACCCCCAGGCAUCGGAAAGACGGCGCUGAUGUGCAAACUGGCUGAGCUAGUGCCAGGGCUGCUUGGCCAGAAGACGGUAACUGUCCUGCGGCUCCUGGGAACCUCGCAGAUGAGUGCUGAUGCACGCAGCCUGCUCCGGAGCAUCUGCUUCCAGGUGUGCCUGGCUUUUGGACUGCCCCUACCCCCUGCCCAGGUCCUGGAGGCCCACACCAGAGUGGUCCAAUUCUUCCACAGCCUCCUCCACACCGUGUCCCGCAGAAACUUCGAGGCCCUUAUCAUCCUCCUGGACUCCCUGGAUGACCUGGACACUGUCCGCCAUACCCACAGGGUCCCCUGGUUGCCCCCGCAGUGUCCCCCGAGGGUCCACCUCAUCCUCUCAGUGUGUUCGGGGCAGCAGCAGGGAGUGCUGGACAUGGUGCGGCAGACGCUUCUGGAUCCUGGGGCCUACUGGCAGGUGAAGCCCCUCUCCGCGAACCAAGGGCAAGAGAUGAUCGAGCUCCUGCUGGCGGCCGCGAGGAGGACACUGAGCCAGGCCCAGCGGGACCUGCUGUGGGCCAGCCUUCCUGAGUGCGGGCACCCAGGCCGGCUGAGGCUGGCCUUUGAGGAGGCCCGGAAGUGGGCCUCCUUCUCUGUGCCUGCCCCUCUGGCCUCCACUGCCCAGGAAGCCACACACCAGUUAUGUGCCCGCCUGGAGCAGACACACGGCCAGCUCCUGGUGUCCCACGUGCUGGGCUAUAUUGUGGCUUCCCGGCACGGGCUCUCAGAGGCAGAGCUGAAGGAUGUCCUGUCCUUGGAUGACGAGGUCCUGCAGGCUGUGUACCGGGACUGGACGCCACCCAGCAAGGAGCUGCUCCGAUUCCCUCCCCUGCUGUGGGUGAGGCUCCGGCGAGAUCUGGGCACCUGCUUGGCUCGGCGGCCCAUGGAUGGCUGCAUGCUCCUGGCCCUCACCUACAGACAGCUGGCCGAGGUGGUCUGUGAGCGCUAUCUGUCUGGGCCUGAGAAAGUCAAGCGGCACAGCAUACUGGCUGACUUCUUCUCGGGGGCCUGGAGCCAGGGCACCAAGAAGCUCAUCACCCUGCCUCUCCUGGGGAAGCCACUGAACCUGGACCGCAAGGUGGCCCCUCAGCCCCUCUGGUUCUCAGACACAGUCGCAAACCUCAGGAAGCUAAAGGAGCUGCCCUUCCACCUGCUCCACGCAGGCCGCAUGGAGGAGCUGAAGCAGGAUGUGCUAGGCAGCAUGAGUUGGAUCUCCUGCCGGGCCAUGUCUGGGGGCCUCGAGGCCCUCCUGGAUGACUUUGACCUGUGCGCCCCACACAUGGACUCCCCCGAGGUUGGGCUGGUCUGCGAGGCCCUGCAGCUUGCCCGCCCCGCCAUGGAGCUCCGAGGCCUAGAGAGAAACGUCCUCUACACAGAACUCCUGGCCAGGCUCCAUUUCUUUGCCACCACACACCCAGCACUGGUGGGGCAGCUAUGCCAACAGGCGCAGAGCUGGUUCCGGGUGUGUCCCCACCCAGUGUUGGUGCCUCUCACAGGGUUCCUCCAGCCCCCUGGUGGGCCCCUCCGGGUGACCCUCACCGGCUGCCACAAAGGCAUCACUGCUAUGGCAUGGAGCCUGGAAGAGCUGCUGCUGGUGGUUGGCACCCAGGAUGGCACCGUGGCUGUGUGGGACAUGAAAGAGCACCAGGUGAUCCACAUCCUAGCUGGGCACACAGGAGAAGUGAGGUGUGUGAAAGUGUUUGCCAAAGGGACACUUGCCAUCUCUGCCUCCAAGGACCACACACUGCGCUUGUGGAACUUACUCUCUGGCCAGGAGAAAUUCACCAUCCGGGAUGGAGGCUCAAAAGAUCCCACUGAAUCUCAGUUCUGGAACCUCCACCUAGACGAAGCAAACAAAGUUGUGUAUUCAACAUCUGGCUCAAAGGUUAAUGCAUGGAAUCUGGAAACCGCAGAGCCCGUGUUCCAUAUCCUGGGAGAUGCCUCUGACGCCUGGGUGUGUACAGCAGUAUUUGCCUCCCAGGCCCGGCUGCUGAUGGUGUCUGUUCGUGGCGUGGUCAGUCUGUGGAGCUCAGCUACAGGAAAACCGCAGGGGAAGCAACAACUGUCCAGUGUCAAAGAAGAAACACCCACGUGUGGGGUUGAAGUCCCAAAACGAGGAAAGCUGGUUACUGGGUUCAGCAAUGGCUCUGUCUCUUUGGUUUCUCCCGAAGGAGACCGCCUGCUAGAGAAGCUUCCGGAAGCUGUGGGGUUCCUGGUGAUCUCAGAGGACGAGUCACUUCUCGCUGCAGGCUUCGGAAGAUCCGUGCGGAUAUUCUUGGCUGACUCACAGGGCUUCCACCACUUCAUGGCCACAGAUCUGGAACACGAGGACACGGUGGAGACAGCUGUCUUUGGUCCCAAGAACAAUCUGAUUGUCACAGGGUCCCGUGACUCGCUCAUUCAGGUGUGGAGUCUGUCGGAACAGGGGACUCUGCUGGACAUUCUCGAAGGUGUCAGUGCCCCUGUGACCCUGCUGGCCCGGGGUGGGGCCUUGGUGGCAUCCGCUUCCCAACAGUCCUCGUCUUUCAAAGUCUGGGAUCUCACCUACGUUCAGAAGCCCCGGGUCUCUGCCGCCUUUCUGGACCGCACCGGCCUCACUGCUGUAUCACACAAUGGAAGCUACGUCUACUUCCCCAAGAUUGGGGACAGAAACAAAGUCACCAUCUGGGACCUGGCAGAAGGUGAGGAACAAGAUGCUCUGGACACCUCCAACGAGGUCAGGUGUCUGGAGGUGGCCGAGCAGACCAAGCUCCUCUUCACUGGCCUGGUUUCUGGGAUUGUCCUUGUGUUCCCCCUGAACUCCCGGCAGGAUGUGAUGUGCAUCCCCCCUCCGGAAGCCCGCAAAGCCAUCAACUGCAUGUCGCUGAGCAAGGGUGAGGAGCGCCUGGCCAUCGCCUAUGACAACAUCGUCCUGGUGCUGGACAUCAGCCCCGGGGACCCCUGUCCUGUCAUUGAUGGACCAACCUACACCUUUUACACCCAGCUGCCCGAGACCAUCUCCAGUGUGGCUGUUCUGGCUGACUACCGCGUGGUUUAUGGCAUGACCAACGGUGACCUCUUUCUCUACGAGUGUGCCAACUCCAAGGUGUUCCCUUUGGAGGCCCACAGGAGCCGAGUCACCUGCGUAGAGGUCAGCCACAAGGAGCAGCUUGCCGUAAGCGGGUCAGAGGAUACCCUGCUGUGCCUCUGGGACCUGCAGGCAUGCAAGUGGAAGUUCGAGAUGAGCUACACGAGUUCUUACUGUCGAGGGGUGCAAUGUGCUUGCUUCUCCAAAGAUGACAAGUACGUGUACGCAGGCUUGAAGGAUCGCUCCAUAAUUGUCUGGAGUGUGCUGGAUGGCACCCUACUGGCUGUACAGUUUGUCCACGCUGUGGUGAACAGAAUCAUCCCAACCUCAAAUGGUUUCAUUGCUCCAACCAGACAUGGUUAUCUCAUCCGUGAGCGUUUCCAAUGCCCUUCAUCAAGAACAUCACAGCAGGACCCUCUCAAGAACUUCAAGAAGGCAGUGUGGCUAGUCAAGUCCAGGCAAAGAGAAGAGCUGGCCACCACGACAGGAACACUCCAGGACUCAGAGAAUGCUGAGCGAAAUGAAUCCAAACCAAACAAACGUUCACAGGUCUGUCUAAUAGUGUAGAGCCCCUGAUGGGGGCAUGGAGCUACAAUCACUUAGCCCCAUCCAAUCUGGCUGAAGCAAAGGGAAUAUAUUUGCUGAUGUAUAUCUGAACCCAGGGCCUCAGAUUAUGUAACCCAGACUUUGCCUGUCCCCUUAUUUCCAUUCUUUUCUCCUUAUUGGCUCCAUUCUCAGAUCUGCCAUCCUGUUAGAAAUGUGGUGGCCAACAUGCCAUCUCCAAGUUCAGUGGGAAAAAGAGCUUCCCUUUCCCAAGAGUUCUAACCAAAGUCCUGGCCCUGACUCUAUUGGCCCCAAUUGGCUCAUAUACCCAUCCCUAAACCAAUCAUUGUCUCAGUGAGAACGUAUCACUCCAACUGGCUGG